This is a messenger RNA of Cryptomeria japonica (Japanese cedar), 1156 nucleotides long. RefSeq lists its product as uncharacterized. Lineage: Eukaryota; Viridiplantae; Streptophyta; Pinopsida; Cupressales; Cupressaceae. The record is from RefSeq and is a predicted model, not a curated record. Gene Ontology annotation, biological process: mitochondrial respiratory chain complex III assembly. The coding region runs from base 76 to 543 and encodes 155 amino acids. The transcript is spliced from 3 exons.
UUACCGCUAUUUGUGUGUACAAAAUCCAUGGUCAUAUGAUAACAUAACGAAACCGUGACAAAUCCCAAAUUUUCCAUGGCACUCAGGGUCUCAACCAAGGGUAUGCAAAUUACAUUCCUUCAGUGGCAGAAAAUCUUGGCUCAAAAUCCCUAUCGACGAUGGCUGAACAACGGUCCAGACUCGGUAGAAGAGCUUUUCGAGCGCCAUGUCGAAAAACCAAAAAAAAGGAAAGAUGAGGACGAAGAUUUGGCCCGCCAGCGGCUCACGAGCACAAGGCGAGAAGCCCUGGCUCUUUACAGAGAAAUAUUUAGGGCAACACGGUUUUUCGUGUGGUCGAAUGAGAAGGGCGUUCUGUGGAGGGAUAUUUUGAGGGCAAAUGCGAGGCAGGAAUUUGAGGAUGCGCGAUACGAGAAGGAUCCCGAGAUUAUUGCGAGGCUGCUCGUCGGAGGACGGGAUGCGGUUCACGCGGCUAUUGAUAAAGCCGUUGAGAAAUAUAAAGGGAUUGUGGAGAAGCAGAAAUUGGAUGAUAAUACCAGGUAUUGAUUGGCUGUUCUUGAAGACGGAGUGUCAUUUCACAUGUUAUACUUGAUUGUAUCUGGACAGAAAAUUUAGGCAGAUGCACAUUUGUUUAUCAGAUGAUAGUCAAUAGCUUUAUAUGGUUCUUUUAAUGGUCGAGCAGAGGUCAAAUGGAUUAUUCUGAAGAUGUUUACCAGUCAGGACUCAUUCUGUAUAUGCAACUGGCACACAGUUUCUCUUAAAUAUAUUUCAAAUUUUACGGGCACAUAAGGAUGGAUUUAGCAAAAUAAGAGAUCACAGAAGUUUCAAUAUAUAGAGAUCAUAUUUACUACAAGGCAUGUCCUUCUUGACUGGACAGCAACAUGUGCUGUAGUUUUACCAAGUAUGAAAAGCUCAAGAGAGGAAUAAUAUUUACAUUUUAUGCUGUGUGGAGAUGCUGGGAUUUACCAGAUUGUCUGAAUCAAGCAUGACACGAUGCCAGCACAAGUUUUAGCUGGCAUUUGCAUAACUUUCUUGACAAUUGUUUGGUUUCCAAGCAACAGAUUAAUUCGCAUUGGGCAUUUGUCUGUGCCUCUUGAAUCUUGUGUCAAUUCAUUGACGAGGGCCAAUUGAAACUUUAUGAAGUUUUUUGUUAUGAUUA